AGCACGGGUUGAACUCGGAGGCCGUUUACUUCUGUCAAAACUGCACCCGCCAAUUCUGUGGCCUGUGUAUAAAGCAACAUGACCGCUUUUACCGAAGACACCCCAUUCUAGGAACAGAAAAGAGAGAUUUUUGGGGAAAAGUUAAAAGCACAUGUAAACUGCAUCCUGGCGAGGAAAUGAUGGUGUUUUGUAGCGACCAUGGGCAUUCAUGUUGUGUUGAAUGCCAGAAGGAGCUACAUAGGCAGUGCAAGCACGUCGUACUCUUGCAGCACACAUCGCACAGCCCUCCAAUUCAACCCGUGUUGGAAAACAAUGGCAAGAUAACAGUUGCUAAACACGGUAAUAAUCUCCAAUUAAAAAAUAAUGGGAAAGUAGGAACAAGUGACUUCGAUACACUCACACUAAAACCGAAAGACAAAAUAGGAAUAACUGAACAAUAUAAACUCCCAUUAAAAGAGAAAGUAAGAACAAGUGAGCGAGAUAGCGAUAACUUCCUAUUAAACCCGAAGAAGAAAGUAGGAACAACUGAGCCUAGUAAGUCGCCAGUGUUAUCUGCUGUAGAAUCCAGUAGGCCAUAUACAGUGAUAGAAAGGAAGCACUUAAAAGUUAAAUUAGAAAGCGACAAAUAUUUAAGCCCUAUAUAUGGUAUAUCAGUGCUGCCAGGAGGAGAGCUCAUUAUAACUGAUUUUGACAACAAGAAGCUUAUGCUGCUGUCAGCUGAUUACACAGUGGUGGACCAUGCCAGUGUACCAGAGGGGCCAAGGGAUAUCUGUGCUGUUUCUGACAGCCAGAUAGCUGUUUGCAAUGGGGGCAAGGAGAUACAGCUCUUUAACGUGGAAAACGGCAAACUCAAGAUGGAUAGAACAUUGCAACUGGACCGUGACUGCAACCAUAUGUCAUAUAUGGUAGGCAACCUGUAUGUAGCAUCCAAUGAUACUGUGUACCAGUACACACUUGCUGGUAAGAGGCUAAGGAAAAUCUACACAGCAGAUGAAUGGGGCGUGUAUAGAAUUGCAGUGAGCGCAGAUGGGGAGAGAAUCUACAUCAGUGAUGAUGAAAAUAACCAAUUGGUGACAGUGGACAUGCAGGGCCAAGUGUUGGCUAUACUAAAGGAUGAGGUUCUGGAGCGACCCCAAGGUGUGUGUGUGUCUCCUAGAGGACAAGUAUUUGUGUGUGGGAGACUCUCCAACACCAUCCUUCAGGUUGACAGUGAGGGCAAACACACGCUGCCCAUAAUAGCCAACAAAAACAUUGGUGUGAGUAUUCCACUAUCAGUGUACUUUGACAGCAGGACAUCAUCCCUCCUUGUAGGGCAAUUCAAUGAAAAAUCAAAUGAUAAUCUAUUAGUGUUGAAGUUGAAAUAAACAACCUUGAUUUUCCAUACAUUUAUUCCUGUCAAAAUAUAAUUUGUAACAUUAAAAGGGUAUGCUAAAGCUGAUUAAAAUUCAAGUAAAAUUCAAUGACAUCAACAUUAGAAAAGUCAAUGCAUACUACUGUCAAGGCAUACUAAUGAUAGGAGUGGACAUUUCUGAGGAUGAUAUUUUCUUAUUUUUGGACAAUAGAAACUGAGCCGUUGUUUGUUUGUAUCUCCUCUUGGGUUGAAAGUCUUUGUUGAUACUUGUACUCACUGUAUAAGAUGCACUAUACCUUGAAGUUUUGAGGAAAUGUUUUGCUGUAUUUGCGGAUUUCAUGUUGACGGAUUAUUUCAGAAUUAUAUUGACUCUACGCUUCAGAGUUUGUGCAUUUAAAAAAAAGUGGAUAUGUAGAAAGGUGUAUUUCUCUGCCAGGACCUGAUUUUUAAAACACAUGCGAAAAUAAACCCCAAACAUUACUAAAAUGAGAUGACACGCUUUUAACUGUUUUUUUAAUGAAACACCAUGCGCAUAGAAGCAGUAUCUACAGCAAUAAAUAAAUACGAUGCUUGUUACUAUUUAUUUAUACAAUGAAGACAAUACCUUUAUUGACACCAAGAGAAAAACAUUCUUAUGUUUCACUUUUCCUGACAGACCAUAUUCAGUUUCCAUACUGAAUUUCCUUUGC
This is a messenger RNA of Mya arenaria, 2040 nucleotides long. RefSeq lists its product as uncharacterized. The record is from RefSeq and is a predicted model, not a curated record. The transcript has 3 exons. Bases 177 to 1364 code for a protein of 395 amino acids. NCBI's taxonomy places the organism in Eukaryota, Metazoa, Mollusca, Bivalvia, Myida, Myidae.